This is a messenger RNA of Haemonchus placei, 252 nucleotides long. The record is from the annotation of a GenBank genome assembly. Lineage: Eukaryota; Metazoa; Nematoda; Chromadorea; Rhabditida; Trichostrongylidae.
AGUGGACCAGACAUUCGAGAGUUCGAGCAUGCAAAUGUUAUUAAAGGAGUGUACUUCACUUGUGAACUACUGGGUGGUGAUGAAGCAAUGACCAAGCCUGAGUUGAUGGAAGCCAUUGAAGAUUUUCUGAAAGCACAGUUGCUCUGUAAGGAUGAGGAUGCGGUUGUUCCUGCCGUUCUGCUUCUGUACUCUGUGAACAAAAAGCCUGUCAGAGAGGUAAGUAUGUUGAUCAACCUGCAGUGCUUGCUUUAG